GCUACUUGUUGGCUCGCAAAUGAAGUUGUGUGAGAACUGAGAAGGGUACUUGGUGUGGUGGGUCUUCCUAAUCCAUUGAAGAUAAAUUAUUAAAAGAUGAAGUCUGCUCUUAUCUAAAUCACCCUUAUUUAUCCAGAUUAAGACAGUCUUUAGCUGAACAUAGGAAGCUGCAAAGUUUCCCUCUUUUGGGGCAGAGUCAAUUCAUCAAUUAGGAGUUGGAUGAGAGAAUGGAAGCCACAACAGAGCAGAACAAUUCAAAGGUGGUGCUGAUUGAUUCUUUGCAAUCUUGGGAGUUCCAUGUCAACCAGGCCUCCAAUCAGAAUAGUCCUGUUGUUGUUCACUUCACUGCUUCAUGGUGCAUGCCAUCGGUGGCUAUGACUCCUGUUUUUGAAGAACUGGCUUCAAGCUAUCCGGAUGUUCUGUUUCUCACUGUUGAUGUUGAUGAAGUCAAGGAGGUAGCCACCAAAAUGGAUGUAAAGGCAAUGCCAACAUUUUUGUUUCUGAAGGACUGUGCCGUGGUGGAGAAGGUGGUUGGUGCUAAUCCAGAAGAGAUAAAGAAAAGGAUAGAUGGGCUUGCUGAGUCCACUCGUGUCUCACUGGCGUAGUUAAGCAUCUGUAUGAUAUUCUACUGUUGCAAGUUGCGAGAUAUGUGCUUGUGGUCCUGCACUGCACUAUGUCAUCUGAGUCGAAGCUUUUUUGUAUGCUGAAUAUCAGUUCAAGUGUAAUUUCCAAUUUUCAUAAGCUCAAUGCUUUGGUUACUGAUUAAUAUCGGCAGUUUUUGUACCAGCCAAAAUUUUACAUUUCAUAGUUUUGGUUGCUGUGGAUUUAUGGUGCUCUUUCCCUGCUAGUUGUGAAUUCAAGGGUUAUGUCCUGCUGUCUUUCUAUUGGUUCUUUCGCAAAUGAAAUAUAUAUGUAUAUUUUCAAGAUAUCAUUGGCAUGAAACUGUGACUUAAUCAGUUGUGUGAGUAUAAUGUAUGAACUGGUUCGCGAAUGCACCAA
Molecule: messenger RNA, 999 nt
Organism: Glycine soja
Lineage: Eukaryota; Viridiplantae; Streptophyta; Magnoliopsida; Fabales; Fabaceae
Product: thioredoxin-like protein CXXS1
Exons: 3
Coding region: 228-605 (125 amino acids)
Molecular function (GO): protein-disulfide reductase activity
Source: RefSeq, a predicted model, not a curated record